This is a messenger RNA of Paramuricea clavata, 569 nucleotides long. NCBI's taxonomy places the organism in Eukaryota, Metazoa, Cnidaria, Anthozoa, Malacalcyonacea, Plexauridae. The record is from the annotation of a GenBank genome assembly.
AUGUCAACCCGUACUACUCUUGGCCUUGGGACAUUAGUUGAAGAAACGAUAUUGAAAGAGAGUGGUGACAGCUAUGGUCGCUACAAAAUAAAGAGAUAUAUAAAAAGUACUUUGCAUGAAUUGACUUUCAUAGGGAACCGAUUUAAGCUACAAGUUUCUGAUCCCUCGUACAAACUGCGAUAUCAAUAUGCCCUCGAAUUUUGGAGAGAAAGAACGGCAAACGAAGAAUUAGCGGAUGCGAAAAAACUGAUUAACGAGCUGAGGGAGAAACUAAACAGCAAAGACUGUAUAUAUUCAGAAGCCGAGGAGAGCAAUACAAAUUUGGAUGGAUUUUUUUCAAAACAGAUUACCCCAACCAAAGCCGGCAAAAGGGCAACAAAGCCGAAUGCGGUCGAGAAGCUGGUUUGGUAUGUCACUAGCAAAUGUGAAGAUAAGUUUUAUGUAAAAUCUGCGAAUAAUUGUGAAGCCGAGAUAGAAAUAAGUAGGCAAGAAAUCCUGUGUAGCUACAAGCUUAUUCGUCCUGGAGAUGAAGUUAAAGUCAUUCCUUGUCUUGGAGACAAACACAGCGC